UGAUCUUUUGCCGCUGACUGACUGACUGAUCAUGCUGGCUUGAGCCAUGUUUGAGAAAAACAAUUAAUGUUGCUGAAAUAACACUCAUGAGUUGUCACACGCAAAGAGUAGGGCUUCGGUCGUUCUUUAGAUACUUCAGACAUGUCAGAGGUCGUCUUUCCAUUUCCAACUCCAGCAUUUCAAAGUUGAGCUUCAGCAGCAAAGACAGCAGCUUCAACUUGUUGAAUUUGUCGUCUGCUAGCGCUUUCUGUGCUGUUGCUAGAUUAUACCAUAAUAGAACAAGGAACAGCUGCUCGCAACAGAAAUUGACAAGUGGGAGUUUUGUGAAACUGCCGUACCUGCAAAGCGAAUUUCAGCAGAGGAUUUCAACCUCACUCAGCAUAAUUAGAUCCAGCAGCAAAUUGUCAAAACUUAAACUUAAAGGCAUGGAUCUGAAAGACGUGCUGUGUGCCCUCGACAAGUUCGCACCAACCUCUCUCGCCGAAAGCUGGGACAAUGUCGGGUUGCUUGUGGAGCCCACGCCACCGCAUCAUGUCAAGACAAUGUUCCUGACCAAUGAUUUAACAGAGGAGGUUUUGACGGAGGCCAUCGACCAGAAAUCAGACUUCAUCUUGGCGUAUCAUCCCCCGAUAUUUGCCCCUUUGAAGAGGUUGACCAUGAGAAACACGAAGGAAAGGAUCAUCGUCCGAGCUAUUGAGAAGAGAAUUGCAAUAUACUCCCCUCACACUUGUUAUGAUGCCGUCAAGGGUGGGGUCAAUGACUGGUUGGCAGAAGGGCUAGGUCCUUGCAAUGUGGAACCCAUGAAGACAUCACAGAAGCCUUCAGACAGUGGAUGGACUCACAGGAUAGAGUAUGUGGUGCCUGAUACAAGCAGUCUGUUGCUUCCACUUGGUUUGGGUACAUCUGUCUCCCAAGUCUCAAGUACACCAACUGAGAAUGGGCUUCAGGUGGUACAUUGUUGCAAUGAACAAGGUCUGCUGUCCAUCAUGGAAAGUAUGGAAUCAUCUCCGGAGAUUAAGAAGACAGUCCAAAUCACAAAGCUGGAAAAACUUCCAACACCAGGCACUGGCACUGGAAGGAUAUGUAAGCUAAAAUCUCCAGUUUCCAUAGCAACAGCGGUACAACGUGUCAAGAACCAUCUUGGGCUGCAACAUGUGCAGUUAGCAUUGGGAAGCCAGAAAACACAAGACUCUGAAGUCAAGACUGUCGCCAUUUGUGCUGGUUCAGGGGCCAGUGUCCUGGCCGGGGUACCAGCCGACGUGUACCUCACAGGGGAGAUGUCACAUCAUGACAUCCUGGCUGCCGUGGCCAGGGGGACCAGUGUAAUCCUCUGCAACCACAGCAACACGGAACGUGGAUAUCUUCGGGUCCUCAAGGCCAAACUGGGUGACAUGCUGAAUGGGACAGUGAAUGUCAUUGUUUCGGAGGUCGAUGCUGAUCCACUGAAUGUGGUGUGAAAGCCUCAUUGGUCUAUUCAUAUUUCCUAUUAAGCAUUUCAUGUUUAUUAACCAAAAUCCAAUCCAAAUUUUCAAAAAUAUUCAACAAAAGGACAAUAUAUUAACCCUUACUCCCUAGGCAUUUUUGCUAGGAUGCAA
Patiria miniata (bat star) is the source of this 1595-nucleotide messenger RNA. It is a transcript of the gene nif3l1, whose product is annotated as NIF3-like protein 1. Gene Ontology annotation, cellular component: mitochondrion; cytoplasm. The record is from RefSeq and is a predicted model, not a curated record. NCBI's taxonomy places the organism in Eukaryota, Metazoa, Echinodermata, Asteroidea, Valvatida, Asterinidae. The transcript is spliced from 5 exons. Bases 87 to 1457 code for a protein of 456 amino acids.